Molecule: messenger RNA, 1436 nt
Organism: Thlaspi arvense
Lineage: Eukaryota; Viridiplantae; Streptophyta; Magnoliopsida; Brassicales; Brassicaceae
Source: the annotation of a GenBank genome assembly
AUGGAGAAAUGCCUUGCUUUGAUGAUCUUUCUCGCUUACUCUCUUCUUCUUGUCCUUCAAAACCUCGAAUUCGUUCACGCCCUCGGGUGUGCCGGAAUCUUCUUCAACAGUAACAGCAGCUACGUUCAGAAUCGCCGCAAUCUCUUCUCUACUCUUGCUUCAAAAGUCGUCGCCAACGGUGGAUUCUACAACACUUCACUCGGCAAAAGUCCCGACAGAGUUCACGCUCUUGUCCUCUGCGCAAGAGGCUACGAGGAACAAGCUUGCAUCAGCUGUGUCGAAAAAGUGACUCAGCAGAUACAAACGGAUUGUCCAAAUCGCAUGGAUUCGUUCAAGUGGGACAAUGACGAUGGAGACCAUGUGUCUUGUCUUGUACGUUCCUCAAACCACUCAACUUUCGGUAGCCUCGAGCUUGAACCUGCUAUCAUCUACCCAAGUCCACUUAGUAUCGAGCCAUCCAAGGACAUGACCGUUUUCAGAAAACAGUGGGAAGCAACGAAAGGAGGAGGGAUUAGGUAUGGUGGAAUUAUCGCGAUAAUUGUGCCUACUUUCAUUAAUCUUUUGGUGUUUAUUGGUCUCGUCACAUUCCAUGCUCGGAGGAGAAAAUCAAAUAACGGAAUCAAUGAUGAAGAGAAACGUUCGCUUCUUACAUGGGAAGUGAGGUUCAAGAUCAUAGAAGGCGUUGCUCGAGGUCUUGUUUAUCUCCAUGAAGAUUCCCAGCUGAAGAUUAUUCACCGAGACUUGAAGGCAAGCAACAUACUCCUAGAUGCAGAGAUGAACCCUAAAGUUGCAGACUUUGGGACAGCGAGGUUGUUCGACACUGAUGAGACUCGAGCUGAAACCAAACGAAUAGCUGGAACCCGGCAUGGAAGAGAUGGGUUGAACGAAGGCCUGAGAUUAUAAUUGAUCGUUUCUUGGCAGAGAAUCCGAGCAACGAGAUCAUAAAGUUGAUCCAGAUUGGUUUGUUGUGUGUUCAAGAGAAUGCAACAAAGAGACCAACCAUGAGCUCUGUAACAGUUUGGCUCAGCAGUGAGACUAUCACCAUUCCUUUACCUAAGGCUCCUGCUUUGACAUGGAGUCAAUCCCUGAUGAGGACCUCACCACGGACGAACCUCGGGUACCCAUCAUGUACGAACCACCAAGGACCCGCUCAGGUACAAGGACCAUGAGGGAGGAGUUCAACAAAGCUGUAGAGAGCCUUCUCAACCUCAAGAGGACGGAGGACAUCAGUCACCUGCUCAAACAGCUCAUUAUCAACAAAACGGACGAAGACAUGACCGUUCGGGACGAGAGCAUUACGGACCCCCGUACCAUGGUCGAGAGCAGUACAUACCACCCCCGUACCGCGGUCGAGAGCAUUACAGGAAGUCUUACCGAAGGACCAAACAAGCAAGUGGGCCAAGACUUGGGAUCAUUCCACGACGUUCAAAGCCCAG